Messenger RNA from Biomphalaria glabrata, 6471 nucleotides. Its product is annotated as ventricular zone-expressed PH domain-containing protein homolog 1-like. The record is from RefSeq and is a predicted model, not a curated record. Gene Ontology annotation, cellular component: plasma membrane. The coding region runs from base 356 to 2935 and encodes 859 amino acids. NCBI's taxonomy places the organism in Eukaryota, Metazoa, Mollusca, Gastropoda, Planorbidae. Gene Ontology annotation, biological process: regulation of signal transduction. The transcript has 16 exons. Gene Ontology annotation, molecular function: phosphatidylinositol-5-phosphate binding.
UCUAGAUCUAGAUAUCUAGACCGAACUCAAGACUAGAUUAAAUUAGGAUCUAGACUAGUCUAUCUAGAGUGACUAGAGAUAGAUCUAGAUCUUAGUAGUAGAUAGAUUCGAUUAUGAUAUAGUAGAUCUAGAUCUAUCCCUCAAGAUCGAGUCUAGAAUCUAGAUUCUAGUAUCACGAUUUGAAGAUAAUUGCAUCCUGGCCCACACCUCCUACAGCAUGACAUGAGAUGGCAGCAUGCAGGGUUCAAACCCAGAGCCAUUGAGACCAUCAAUAGACUCACCAGAGUGCAUGAAGUAUGACCAGGCAGCAAUCCAAGCCAUGUGAGUUAACCUGGAAGAAGGUUGUAGGAUUAAAAUGCAUGAAUUAUUUGCAAAAGUUUUGGCUAAGAAAGAUCUUUCAAAGGCCGGGGAGCUAUUCUCACUAGAUGAUGAGAUUAUCGAGAAAGACUUGGAAGAAAUAAUACUGAACAUUCAGAAAAUUGCAGACACAGAAGACUAUGAAACUAAUGACAAUGAUCAAAGUGUUGUGGAGAUUUGCAUUACCAGAAUAACCACAGCAAUCAGAGAAACUUGUAAAAUAGAGAAACAUGCGGAAUCUCUUGUUGAUCUCUUGAAGAUGUGCUUGAAACAUAAUCUCACACAAAAAUCAAAAGAUGCUGACCCCCCUCAUGCUAAGAUAGCCUCUGACAUAAUGAGCAGAUUAUUUACAUAUUACACCAACUCUAAGGUGAUGAUGUUAGCUAUACCCGCUGCUGUGAAAUUUUUGGAAUGCGACAACAAAGAUCUUGUCAAAAGCGUAGCCAGUUAUCUCUCAUUGGCCACAAUAGAUAAUGCAGGAUUACUUGCCCAGCACAUUUCCCUUGUGCUGUGCAGUGUUUUAAAAGGCAAUUAUCUGCUUGGUCAAGUACUUCCACAAAUUUAUGACCUAAAUCCACAACCUGUUCUUCAGUAUGUAGAUGACCUGGCAAGUCUAAUGAGCAAGUGCGACAACACUGAAAAAGUUUGCUUGAUACAGCUGUUGAACAAAGUGGCUAAAUCUCACCCAGAUCUUCUUGAGAAACACAUUCCCAUGCUGUGUACACAUCUUUCAUCAUCCAUCCUGUCAUCUAUGGUCAUGAUGAUCUUGGUGGACAUGGCUUUGGCCCAGCCUACAACUGUAGUGGGCUAUGUGUCCAACAUACAAGCUGUGGUGGAGACUCAGCCCGUCCUGAUCUACCAGACGGCCCAAAUAACUGGUGCUGUGGGCACUGUUUCUCUGGAACAAGCCAAAAAAUCUAUGGAUUAUCUCAUUUCAAAACUCUCUGCUGUUGAUCAGUCAGUUGUGCCUUUACUUCUCCAAGAGAUUCGUGGCUUAUGUCAGAUGUAUCCCAAUCUGCUCUCGGAGAACAUGGAAAAGAUCUCCAGGCUGUCCUCAUCUAGUUCUGGUUCUGUUCGGCUGAUGGUUCAACAGAUAAGAGAGGAUUACAGGAAGUAUAAUGUUGCAGAAGCCAAUAAAAACCUUAACCUUGAAACGUCUAACAACCAGCCUAUCAAGACUCAGGCUAUAUCUGUGCAGGGCGGCGCAGGUCAGGGUGACACUGCUCGAGAGAAGGCUAAAGAGAUGCGCUCAGUUUCCAGCCAGACUGAGGGCACAGUGACUGUCAUUACUGUCGGUAACCCACCCAAUUCCAGCCAACCAAGUGGCACAGUCUCUGUUAAAAGUGCAGGGCCAGCAUCCAGUCAACAGAGUUUGGCUAAAAUCUCCAGCACUUCAAGAGUGUCUUCAUCGGGGGAUCAGAGUUCUAGUUCUGCUCAAACACAGACAGUAGAGAGUGCAUCACUUCCAGUCACUGCCUCUACACCUGACAGAGUUUUGCAACCUGAAAUGAUGAGAGAUGGUGUCCAGUUGUUCUGUGAAAAACACUUUGCCAAGAUCAAGCAGUACAUUGGUAAACUAAAUGCGACCAUUCCUCUACCAGCUAAGUGCAGUGUUGUCAAAGGCAACCACAAGAGGUUUCUCAAACUUCACUUUGAGUGUGCGACACAGUCUGAACAGUGCUUGUACAGUGGCUCAUAUUUUUUGCUCAACACUCGUUUCCCAAAACUUUGGGUCCACCUGAUGUUUCUGGCUGUGCAGGCUAAAUCUAAAUUUGCUCUCAGUCAAAAAGAUGUUGAUGUCAGCUGUCUCAAAGCAUGCUGGGAUGCAUUAAAAGGGGAGACCAACAGUGGCUUUUUGGCCCUGGUUACCUCCAGUUUUCCAACUCAAAAGGACCAUUUAACAUUAUUACAAGAACUCCAUCAGAUGAGGUACUUUGACAUAUUUGAACUGAAUGCUAUCAAGUCACAUUGGGCUUGUUUUGUCUGCAAUCAUCCAGAAAAACUUUCUCAACUUCUCAACGGUGGAUGCCCUGAAAUAGCUGGUCAGUUGAAAGAAAAAAAGGGCAAAUGGAUGUUCUUCAAGCGGUGGAAAACAAGAUACUUCACUUUAUCUGGAGGAUCUAUAACUUACAGUAAAAGAAACUCUACUAAAGCUACACUGCCUGUCACCAAGAUUCAAAGUGUCAAGGCUGUUAGGAAAGGUAUUCGUGACAUUCCAAAGGCUUUUGAAAUUUUUACUGGUGAUCAGACAUACAAGUUCAAGGCCAAAGGUCACCACAACGUGGAACAGUGGGUUCAGUGCCUGCACAUUGCAGUGGCAAGGUCUCAACAUGGAGGGUCGUCUAGUCUCUUGGCCUUCAGGCAUAGCAUGGAUUUGGGUGCCACUAGCAGUGCUAGUGGGAUCAGUUCUUCCACUGAAGGGGGGCUGGCCAUGAAAGGAAGUAGCCGUAGCAGCCGCCGCAGCGCAGAGAGACCAAGUGGCUACACCAGCUUGUACGAGACCUCACAACCAAUGGUAGCUCAUUCUUUAACACUUUCUGGUCCCAGCAGCAGACAUGUGACUGAUACUAAAUUAUAAAAAAAAAGAUACUUCAGCUCAUUCCUCUGCAUAUGUUUUUAAAUGUAUUCAUACCAUUUUUUUGCAAAGGUUGUGAGACAAAAAUCUUUUUUUAAGUUCUUGAUUGUAGCUCAAUACUAUAUUUGAUUUAUUACAUGUAUAAAACACACAUUUUAUUUUAACAUGAAAUUUAUUUUAUAUUUUGUAGAAUUUGGCUGUGAUAGCUAUUGGCUGAAUAAUAUUUUUUCAAGUGUUAGAAGAAUUUUUUUUGUUUGUAAUGCUAAAUGUUCUCUGCGUAAUGUUAACUUUUGUCCAAAAUAGCAAAUCACAAAGGUUGCUGUGAACAAGGCAGUAAAUAUCUGAACCACCUUUGCAGUGUCACACAAAUGUACACCCUUGCUCUUUCAGACUUUCACAUAUACUCUUUUUUUUUUAAGCUAUGACUUGCAACAUUGCUUAAACACCCUUGUUAGUUGUGUUCCAGUCAAAUAUUGAUGUAUCAAGUGUUGCAGGACCAACAUCUAUAUGUUUAAAAAAUGUGUAUGUAAAAUGAACAUAAGUAGGUCUACUUGACCUUCACUUUAAAAUUGCCUAGCGGUACUGCUUGUACAUGCACGUUUAGACUUUUUCUACUGAGCCAAUAAGCAGAAAUUAGUUUCACAGAUUUUGAUAUGAUAUCUUAAAGUCAACCAGUUUGAACUGAAACAUUAAAAUAAAGCAUGUUGCUAAUUAUGUUGUUUUUUUUACUUCAACCAGCAUGCAUGAUUUCAGACUUGAUGCUGUAACCUUAUAGUUAAACUAACUCAAACACGGAAAUACUACAGGCUUACAACUAUAAGGGAAAUUAGAUGUAAAGAAGAAAAAUGUAUAGAAUUAUUAUUGAGAAAACAUUGCUAAGUCUCAUGAAAGAAGAAAAGAACUGUAAGAAGACUACAUGUUAAUUUUAUUGCACUCUACAUAAGAAGGUUUCUACAUAUAAUCUCAAUAUUUGCCUAUUUGUCUCAAUCAUGGGGAGAAAUGAAUUAUGGCUAGUUUAUUUUAUGCCAUUUUUUAGCUUGGAACUUGUCUGCACAAUAAUAACAGUUACAAAUAGUUUGAAAUUGAAACAAAUAUUCUUUUAUAAGCUAUGCUUGGGCUUCUAAAAAUGUUGGCAAUAUUGGUGUACUUGACAAGUUUUUAUUUAAAUAGCAAGAUUUGACUGGACUGCUAUAUCUGUUAGUUAUGACAAGUUUUUAUUUAAAUCGCAAGAUUUGACUGGACUGCUAUGUCAGUUAGUUACCAAACUAACUUUUUAAAAAAUUCAGUGUAAAGCAAAGGAGGGUUAAGAGUAGGCUUAGCAGUAUUUUUUAAGCACAACACAGUGAAAAAUCCACUGACCUUUGUUAUCAUCAAACUUCUGAUUUAAGUACAUUUUCUUAAGCUUCAAUUAAUAUUUGAAUACAUCUCUUGAUUAACCUGGAAUAACAAUGCUGCUAGAAGAUUACACAAAUAUUUAUUUAUUAUAAAAAGCUGUUUGUUUAAAUUGCAUAUAAAGUUUUUUGCUUUACAAGUUUCCUGUAUGCUUUCCAUCUCAUCUUAUUAUAAUCAGAGCAAAAAUCCAGCUGAUGAAAAAGUGAGGAAGCUGGGUUUUAAUAAUGAUGGGUAGAUAGAUCUAGUUCUGUUGGCCUUAUAUGGAAGGAUAAAUUUGAAACAAUAGCAAUGGAUCGGUCAUUAUGUGAAAAAAGAAUUAUGAGUAUAUCUACAGAAGCCACACUGGUUGUUAUCCCUUAUUUCGAAGCUAAAUUUUCCUCGUUUUUUAAGGAAUCAUCCACAACAUGACUAUAUUAUUAAAAUAUACAAAAUAAAUAUUAAUAAUUCCAGAUACAGUACAAUAUUUAUUUGUGUCAAUUUUAAUUUCAUUGGUAAAUAUAAUUUAAAAUUUAUUUUUUUUGGUAAGUUAACUUUUGUUUAUUCCUACGGUUCUAUGAAAUUUGUUCAACUUACUGUUUCUUGGUUAAAUAUACCUUUUUCUGUAUCAAGUAAUAAUGGAUGUGCGCAGGUGACCUCUGGUGUUCAAGUCUCACACUGGAGUGGCGACUGUCAAACUUUGUCUUAGUUCUUGCAAGAAAACAUUGACAUCUUUAAUUGACCAAUAUGGCAGCCAAGUUUCUCUUUAUUUUCUCUGUCCUAUGCUACCUUUGCAUAUUUAUGCCAUGGCAAUGUUCUUUGACCACUAUGCUCCCAAGUUUCUGGUUGUCAAGCUCUGCAUAGAAGAUGCCUUUUUAAUUUUUCCUUCUGGUAUGUAUUUGACAUCUCUAAGAUAACAUUCUACUUUGUGUUGGCAUUGCAUAAGACUUUAGUGCUCUUAUGCAAGCUAGUUGCUACACAAUCAUUGUAGUAUUUGAGUUGUUGUCCUUGCUCAUUUCAGCUUGCAGUUUUUCAAGCGCAUUUACAAUCGAAUUAGUUUCUUGGGAAAUUAAAAAAACAAACAUGAUUGUUAAAAUGUAGAGCCUAAGAAAGAUUUUUUUUAAACACAUCUGUUGUGAUAUUUAAUAAGUACUGGGUGCUUAGUUCUUGAAACAGUUUUGGUUACAGUACAUUUAAAAUAUGUUUUAUCUACUUUUACUUCGGACCAAAUUAUUUGCUCAUCUUCUCAUAUACGUAUGGACCACAUUUGAAUUACCAAGCAGUGUAUUUUUAGUCCAUACCACUAAUAUUUUAACUGAUUUGAUAUUUUGAAUUUUCUAAUUAUUUUAUAUCCACAUUCUAUUGAGGCUUACUUACAAUACUUUAAUACUAGUUAUAAUCAGUUACUUUAACCUAGAAUUAUGUAUGUGUCCUUAAAUUGCACUACUUUGUCUAAUUCAAUUUUUGUGGCAUUCAAAAUGACCUUUAUUACAACUACUUUGACAGUAAUUAGCUUGAUCUAGUUUUUAGACUUUAUAAAUCAGCUGGUCAUUGGCUGUAAAUUACUAAGACUUGAGCAGUGCCAUUGUGGAUGCAGAAAUAGGUGCUUAUUUUUCCCAGCUAUACCGGUAAUGAUAAUGUAAAAAUUGAUCAGAUGUGAUUCUAUUUUGAUUAAAUUUUUACUUUUGGUAUGUCGUAUCCAAAUUUGUUUAUUAAUGUUCACAUAAAAUAGUGUGUUUUUAUGAAUAUAUUUGUUAAGAAUUUAAAAAAAGGACUUUUUUUUUUUCUGGCGUUCUGAUUUUAAGUGUUGUAAAAACAUACAAAAAUGUAAUACUUAUAUUUAACUAUUUUAAAUGUAAUUGAAUCAGUUUGCAACAUGAUAAAAAGAUUAGAUUUGACACUGAAAAUGGCAAUAAAAUGACAAAAAUUGUGUUCAUUUUUACCUCUGAAGUUCACUGAAGUUUGUUAACUCUAGCAUAUAAUAAGCUUUUCCCAUUACAAAGUAUGUAAGAAAAAAAAAGAUAAAUGAUGUAUAUCUAAGAUGGACUAUGUACAAAUGUUAUAUUUAUUUAUCUCUCCACCAUGUAAAAAACAAUUUUUAAAAAUACAUUUGAAUUGUAUACUUGCUUUAUGUUUUAAUAUGCAUGCCUGAUUAAACAAUUUUCAGCUAA